AUGGAGAUGUGGUGUGGUGGUGGAUUUAGCGCUAACGUUGGUGGAUUUAGUGGUGGGGUGGCUUUUGUUGGUGGAGGUGGUGGUGGUGGUGAAUCUGGCAUGGAUAUGUUGAUAGGUGGUGGUUUUGUAGUUGAAAAUGGUGGCUUGUUGGUGGUUGUGGUGGUGAUGUUGACUGUGACCGUUAAAUUGGGUAUUAUUGGUGUGUUUGGUGGUGGCGGUUGUGGUGGUUUUGUUGGUGGUGAAGUGGUAGUGGUGUGGUGUGGUUGUGGCGAUGGUGAUGGUGAUGGUGAUGGUGAUGGCUCAGGGGCGCCCAGUGAUACUGAACAUUUCGACAGAGCUAGCGUGCGAGACCACUCUCUCUCGUCGGGUGCUGGCUCUGCUGCUGCAUCUACUUUAUUUGGUAACAUGUUUCACUUAAUGAUGCCCGUAAGAUUUAAUGUUACUUUUUUGGUCAAAUGA
This is a messenger RNA of Olea europaea var. sylvestris, 459 nucleotides long. Its product is annotated as glycine-rich cell wall structural protein-like. The transcript is spliced from 6 exons. The coding region runs from base 1 to 459 and encodes 152 amino acids. NCBI's taxonomy places the organism in Eukaryota, Viridiplantae, Streptophyta, Magnoliopsida, Lamiales, Oleaceae. The record is from RefSeq and is a predicted model, not a curated record.